Messenger RNA from Brenthis ino (lesser marbled fritillary), 4392 nucleotides. Lineage: Eukaryota; Metazoa; Arthropoda; Insecta; Lepidoptera; Nymphalidae. The record is from the annotation of a GenBank genome assembly.
AUGAUAAACACGGCAGGCGCCGAGCUCAGCUCGGGUCAUGUGGAGGAGGGCGCGAGUGCGCGGCGCGGCGUGAUGCGGCGCGCGUGCGACUGGGUCGCAUGGCCGGUGGUAGCGUGCGCGCUGCUGCUGGUGUGCGACUGCCUUUGCGCUGGCGAAAUACUUGCACCUGGAGUAUGCCCAUCGAUAGAUAUAAGGAACAACCCAGAGUACAUGUCAAAACUGCGCGACUGCCGGGUGAUCGAAGGCCACCUUAGCAUCGUGCUGAUGGAAAGAGCUACCACCGCUUCCUUCGAGAAUGUAUCUUUCCCAGAACUCAGGGAAGUUACGGGCUAUAUACUAAUAUAUAGAUUAAAAGGUGUUCGCAACCUUGGCGAUCUAUUCCCAAAUCUAUCUGUGAUACGAGGCAUGCAGCUGUUCAAGGAUUUCGCUCUUGUUAUAUUUGAUAAUGAAGGACUCGAGUCGUUGGGUCUUCGCUCUCUUACGACGAUAGAGAGAGGUGCUGUUCGCAUCCAGAACAACGAUCACCUAUGCUACGUCAAUUCCAUUGACUGGUCUCGUAUCAACGUCGACGGACCACAGAAUAAUAUAAUUAGAUCGAAUUAUGACACUCGGCUAUGCGGUUUAUGUCCAAACGCUCAAAGCCGGAUGGAGGAUCAAAAGCAGUCCAUGCAAUGUCCGGUUGAUUUUAUGCGACGCCUGUUAUGCUGGGACGACAAACAUUGUCAAAAAAAGGAUUGUCCAGAAUGUGGAGGGAGAGUGUGUAUGGCGGAUGGGUCUUGUUGCCAUUCAACUUGCUUUGGUGGCUGCGACGGCCCCUUACCCAGCGACUGCCAUGUCUGCGCCAACUUCUCUUUUCGCUAUGGGAAGGAGCGCACCUGCAUGGAAAGCUGCCCUGCGAAUACCUAUAUGCUCGCGCGCCGCUGUGUGACGGAGGAGGAGUGCCGCACGACGCCGCCGCCGCAGAGCACGGCCGCCGACGCAGGGCCCGCCAUCCGCGCCUACAAGAUAUUGAACAAUCGCUCCUGUGUGUACGUCUGUCCUAGCGGCUAUAUGGAGAAAGGCACGAUUUAUAAUGCCACUUGUGAGCCAUGUCCUCCGAAGGGUUGCGAACGCGAGUGUAUGGGUGGAAAAAUCGACUCGGUAGCUUCUGCUGAGCCCUUUUUCGGUUGUACUCACGUCAAGGGCACCUUGGAAAUCACUCUGCGGGCCAGCGGCGGGAACACGAUAGCCGCGCUGGAGGGGGCUUUAGGCUCGAUACGCGAGAUCGAGGGCAGCCUGCGCAUCGUGCGCUCGUACCCGCUCGUGUCGCUCAUGUUCCUCAAGAGCCUCGAGCGUAUACGCGGCCUCACCUCCGACAACAAAGGGCAGACUUUAUACAUAUUCAAUAAUCCCAACUUGGAGAGGUUGUGGGAUUGGGAUCGGAAUACGACGAACAAAAGAAGAAUAGAAAUAACUACCGGCAAGCUCUUCAUACAUUUCAAUCCGAAGCUCUGUUACGAUCAGAUUAAACCUUUACAGGAAAUGACUCUGGAUCCGAUGUCAAAAUUCAGUGAAACGGAAGUGUCUCAAGAUAACAAUGGAGACCAGGCAUCUUGUUUCCAAGACACGCUGCAUCUGAAGGUGCACUCGCUGCUACAGCGCGUGGCGAUCCUGACGUGGGACAUGUACUGCAUGGAGGACACCCGCAAGCUGCUCGGAUACUCCAUAUACUACAUAGCGGCUGAGCACAACGUCACCUUGUAUGGGCAGCGGGAUGCCUGUUCUGAUACGUGGAACGUCCUCGACAUCACAGUAGACGAGGUGCGCAACGGAACAACGUUCAUACCCAAGAACAAGAAGGCGGUGUUGAGUAGCCCCUGCUUCGACAUCCAGCCGCUGUUCUACCCUCUGUCCCAGCUGACGCCCUUCACGCGCUAUGCCGCCUACGUCAAGACAUAUACCACGCAGGACAGGAAGGGCGCCCAGAGCCCUAUCAUAUACUUUAAGACGUUGCCUGGUCCUCCAAGUCCACCUCUGGGUCUGACUGUAGAAUCUCUCAAAGAGCACUCCGCUACUAUAAAAUGGCAGCCACCAUCAAUGCCCAACGGCACCAUCGGGUUCUACCAUGUCGAAAUACAAGCGAAUAACUACAACCGACCUAAGAUACUCGCUCUCAAUGUACACUACUGUAACAAUCCAAGCGCACUCGUGAACCUGAUCGCGGUGCGCGGCGAGGAGGGCCCCGGCGCGGCCGAGGGCAAGCAGGACACGGGCGACGUGAAGGCCGGCACCUGCGCCUGCAAGGACGACGCGCGCCCCACGCGCUUCAGCUCGGUCGCAGAGGAGGAACGGAUUGAGAGCAUCAACUUUGAAAACGCUUUGCAGAAUCAUGUGUACGUGAAGGCGGGGCGGUCGCCGGCGAACGAGUCGUCCGCGUCGCGCACGCGCCGCUCCAUCGACGACAGCAUCAACAGCAUGCUCGUCAUCCUCAGCGACCCGCACGUGCCCAAGCUCGGCCAGAACCACACCAACGCCACCGACGGCAAGUACGUGAAGACCCUAUACUACGACCUGGAGGGCAGCGCGCGGUCCCUGACCGUGGACAGCCUGCGCCACUUCACCUGGUACACCGUCAACGUGUGGGCGUGCCGCAUGCAGCACGAGAACGAGUCCGCCGUCAUAUACGAGCGUGAGUGGUGCUCGCAGCGUGCUCAUUAUACCUUCAGGACCUUGCAGAGGCUGAAUGCAGAUGUGGUCAGAAAUCUGCAUGCCGAAGUCUUACCAUCGAAUAAAACACUGCCGGAGGUGAACGUGACGUGGCAGCCGCCGGAGGACCCCAACGGGUUCGUGGUUGCGUACAGCGUACACCAGUCGCGGGUCGAUGAUACUAAUCAGGCGCAGGAAAUGGGGCUAGUGAGCUGCAUCACGGCGGACGACUACGAGGCGAACGGGCGCGGCGUGCCGCUGCGCAACCUCGCGCCCGGCAACUACUCGCUGCGCGUCACGCCGCUCUCGCUCAGCGGCGCCGGCAACUCCUCCACCGACCUAUACGUGUUCAUACCUGAGCGCACGGCGGAGCUGACGUACGAGUGGGUGUGGGGCGUGGUGGGCGGCUGCCUGGCGCUGCUGGCGCUGGUGGGCGCGGCGCUGUGGGCGGCGCGGCGCGCGCUGCUGCCGCCCAGCGACGCGCCCAAGCUGUUCGCGCGCGUCAACCCCGAGUACGUGUCCACGGUCUACGUGCCCGACGAGUGGGAGGUGCCGCGCGCCAGCAUCGAGUUCGUACGGGAGCUGGGGCAAGGCUCAUUCGGCAUGGUAUAUGAAGGCCUCGCCAAAGGUCUAGUGAAAGGCAAACCGGAAACUCGAUGCGCUGUGAAAACUGUCAAUGAACAUGCCACUGACAGGGAGCGCAUCGAGUUCCUAAACGAGGCGUCGGUGAUGAAGGCGUUCGACACGUUCCACGUGGUGCGGCUGCUGGGCGUGGUGUCGCGCGGGCAGCCCACGCUCGUGGUCAUGGAGCUCAUGGAGCACGGCGACCUCAAGACCUACCUGCGCUCGCACCGCCCCGACGCCGACUCCUCGCUGCCGAAGAAGGGGCAGCUGCAGUCGUCGCCCACGCCGCCCACGCUGCAGAGCAUAUUGCAGAUGGCAAUAGAAAUAGCGGAUGGUAUGGCAUACCUGUCCGCGAAGAAGUUUGUGCACCGCGACCUGGCGGCGCGCAACUGCAUGGUCGCCGGAGACCUCACCGUCAAGGUGGGCGACUUCGGCAUGACCAGAGACAUUUAUGAGACUGAUUAUUAUAGGAAGGGCACUAAGGGCCUGUUGCCGGUGCGGUGGAUGAGCCCCGAGAGCUUAAAGGACGGGGUAUUUUCCAGUAAUAGCGAUGUGUGGAGUUAUGGAGUUGUAUUAUGGGAGAUGGCAACACUCGCUAUGCAACCAUAUCAGGGGUUGUCAAACGAGCAAGUGGUGCGGUACGUGGUGGAGGGCGGCGUGAUGGAGCGGCCGGAGCACUGCCCCGACCGGCUGUACGAGCUGAUGCGCGCGUGCUGGGCGCACCGCGCCGCCGCGCGCCCCUCCUUCCUGCAGCUGGUGGCCGACCUGGUGCCCUCCGCGCAGCCCUACUUCCGACACCGCUCCUUCUUCCACUCGCCCCAAGGGCAGGAGAUAUACGCGCUACAGAGGACCAAUUUGGCGGAGGAGGAGGCGGACAUGCAGGAGGUGGACGUGGGCGCGGUGGCGACGGGGUCCGGCUCCAACCUGUUCGGCGUGUCGGGGCGCCUGGCGUCGUGGGUGCGCGAGCUGUCGUCGCUGCACACGCGCGCGUCCGACGACGCGGCCGCCGAGCCCCUGCAGCCCGCGCGCGCCAUCCCGCUCAAGCCGGGGCCCAACGGCGUGCUGCGCGACGCGCCCGCCUGC